This is a messenger RNA of Oryzias latipes (Japanese medaka), 3217 nucleotides long. Its product is annotated as oxysterol-binding protein-related protein 3. The record is from RefSeq and is a predicted model, not a curated record. Lineage: Eukaryota; Metazoa; Chordata; Actinopteri; Beloniformes; Adrianichthyidae. Gene Ontology annotation, molecular function: cholesterol binding. Gene Ontology annotation, cellular component: perinuclear endoplasmic reticulum; cytosol; nuclear membrane.
GGCAGGCUCCACCCACUCGCUCCACGACUCGGUUGGAGCUGCCUGGAGAAGAGGAGCGUUAGUCUGAAGUGGGUAUCGUGUUCAUCUAUCACCUGAAUAAGAUGCUUUAGCUUUCGCGACACCAUUUGCCACCGUCGGGGUGACAUUUGAAGGUCAGAGGAAUGCUCCAGGUGUGACUCCAGUUCAACAAGACAUUUGUCAGAGAACAGCUGAGUUCCAGGAAGAUGACGACGCCCUCUCCCACACACAGCGACAGCAGCGACUCUUCUAAACAUGAGAGCAACCGCGAUAGCUGGGAGAUUGUGGAGGGUCUCAGGGGGGUGCCUGCCAGCAUGCAGGAGCCCGACAGACAGGAAGGCUUCCUGCUCAAGAGGAGGAAGUGGCCAAUGAAGGGAUGGCAUAAGCGAUAUUUUGUGCUGGUGAAGGGCAUCAUGACGUAUGGGAAGCGAGGGACGGAUAUUCAGAAAGGGAAGAUUCAUGGUUGCAUAGACGUCGGCCUCUCCGUCAUGUCUAUCAAAAAGAAAGCCAUGUGUAUUGACCUGGACACUGAGGACAACAUCUAUCACCUCAAGGUGAAGUCCUCAGAGCUGUUUGAGGAGUGGGUGUCAAAGCUGCGUCACCACCGUUUGUUUCGACAGAACGAAAUUGCGGUGUAUCCUCAUGAGAGGCACCUCUUCCACCCCCACGCCUCGUCCUCUCCAACCUUUAAUGACUCGUAUAGACGGUCCACUCUUACCAAGCAGGCGUCGGUCCACCAGGCUAAAGUCAGCUCCUGGCUUCACUCUUCAGAAGACAUGAACAAGUGCUCCAAGGAGCUAGAGGAAUGCGAGUCUUAUCUGUUGGAACUCAACCUGCUGCUAAAGAGCAUGGAGGUCAUGCAUCGCACAUACUCUGCUCCAGCCAUCACAUCACUACAAGCGUCUGCCUAUGACAACCCUAAGAAGGAGAAAAGGCCAAAGAGAUGGAGAUCCAAAAACAAUGGCAAAGAAACUAAAGCCACACUUCAGGUCCCCAGCUGUAUCUCUUCUCAGUCCCCUCGUCUUCAUGCUUCCAAUCCCAACCUCUCCACCACCUCCUCCCAGGAAGUCUGUUCCGAGUCCCCAGACUCCCCGACAGACGUGUCGCGUCUACAGGAAGAUUUCUGCCGGCUAGCCAACAACAUUCACACUACCUUAAAAUCAGCACACAGUUCUCUAACAGCAGAGAGAGACAGACUGAAGCACACCAUCGACCUGCAGGGCCCCCAGCCGGCACAAGUUGUGGGUCUAAAGGGUGUCUUUUCCUCAGAAUCGCCUGGAACCCCUCAGUCCCUGGUCCACCAGAUCUCCAAUGAGAGCAAAACCUCCAUUCCAGAAUCCAUAUCAGAGUUCUUUGACGCCCAAGAGUACCUGCUGUCCUCUUCUUCAUCUGAAAAUGAGGUGUCUGAUGAUGACUCUUACGUCAGCGAUGUCAGUGACAGCGUCUCCAUGGAUACGUUCGAUGGGAGGAGCGAGAGACAAAACUCUGUCAGCAGCGUGGUGACCGUCGCUCGUAGGCGUUCCACGCUGCCAUCCACCUGCCCCUCCAGCAGUGUUAGCCUGUGGAACAUCCUGAGAAACAACAUCGGCAAAGACCUGUCCAAAGUCGCCAUGCCCGUGCAGCUCAACGAGCCGCUCAACACCCUCCAGAGACUGUGCGAGGAGCUGGAGUACAGCAACCUGCUGGACAUCGCAAACCAGACUCAUGACCCCUACCAGCGCAUGGUGUUUGUUGCCACGUUUGCAAUAUCUGCCUAUACUUCCACCUACUGCCGGGCGGGAAGCAAACCCUUUAACCCUGUCCUGGCUGAGACGUACGAGUGCGACCGGCCCGAGAAAGGCUUCCGGUUUAUAGCCGAGCAGGUGAGUCACCACCCGCCUGUGUCAGCAUGUCAUGCGGAUUCAAAGAACUUCAAAUUUUGGCAAGAUGUACGAUGGAAAAAUAAAUUCUGGGGGAAAUCCAUGGAAAUAGUCCCGAUUGGAACCACCCAUGUGACUCUACCUGCCUUUGGGGACCACUAUGAAUGGAACAAAGUAACAUCCUGCAUCCACAACAUUCUCAGCGGCCAGCGGUGGAUAGAACACUACGGAGAGAUGUCCAUCAAGAACGUCAACGGUGAUGUUUGCCAGUGUAAAAUCACAUUCAUCAAGGCAAAAUCGUGGAGCUCCACGGUGAAUGAAAUAAAGGGCGUGGUUACAAAUGCUGAAGGGAAGACUGUGCACUCCAUUUUUGGAAAGUGGCACGAAUCUGUGUUUCAAGGAGACCCUCCUUCUGCCACGUGCAUCUGGAGAGCAAAGCCCAUGCCCAAGGACCAGGAGCAGUACUACGGCUUCACCCAAUUUGCAGUGGAGUUAAAUGAGCUGGACUCAAAUUUAAGACCACUGCUCCCUCCUACUGACACACGCUUUAGGCCAGACCAGAGGCUGCUAGAAGAAGGGAACAUAGACGGCGCUGAGGAGCAGAAGCAGAGGAUAGAGCAGCUCCAGAGGGAGAGAAGGAAAGUGCUGCAGGACAACAACAUGACACACCAGCCUCGCUUUUUCAAGAAAUCCAAGGAUGACACCUGGAUAAGCAACAACACAUACUGGGAGCUGCGCAGAGACUCCGGCUUCAGCAAAAUGGACUUCUCUGUGUUAUGGUGACCUCUGGAUUCAGCCCAGUCACUCUGUCCCAAGAUAUCAGGAUGAGGGAAACAAAGAAGGUCUAAAAAACAGAAGUAAAACCAGCGUCAAAGCGUCUUGACCGGGUUAACCUGGUUCUCCACGUCAUAGUAACUCCAGUCCCCAUGGACCUGCUGCUUCCUCCUUUGAACUGUCUGUAAAUUAGUUGGUUUUUAUUAUAGUGUAUUUUAUGCCUGGAACUACAACGGUCAUCUGUGUCGACUAAAAACAGGAACAUGUUUUGUUACAUCUUAGCUUUUACCAAAGUGCCUUUUACUGUAAUGCUGCAUGUAACCAGCUGCUGUGGCAGUUAUGCAAACUCACUUUAACUCUGUGACCAAGUGAUGAUGGAGCAGCGCUCCGCUGGAGCAAAAGUGUGAUCCACAUGCGCCUCAAGAUGAUCAUGUGUUCUCGUUUUAAAACAAUGUCAAGCCUUUUUCUCCUGCUGCCUUUGCUUUACCGGUCAUGGCUUUAUGGGGCUGUGGAGACGGUUUUCCACUGAGAAACUCAGCAUUAAAGCUUCUUAUAGAGUGGAAGAA